Messenger RNA from Rubroshorea leprosula, 1960 nucleotides. The record is from the annotation of a GenBank genome assembly. NCBI's taxonomy places the organism in Eukaryota, Viridiplantae, Streptophyta, Magnoliopsida, Malvales, Dipterocarpaceae.
CUUGGGCCAGAAGCUCAUUUGUGCCCGCACUGCAAGUCCAAUUUGGGUGCGGUUGUCGGGGCGCGCCCAGCCCUAGACACAAUGCUAAAGGCAGCCUAAAACCUUAUUAUUCCCUUCCCGCCCGUUUUCAAACGGAAAUCCCUCUUUACCUUAGGGUUUGGUUCUGACUCGUACAAACCUUACUUUAGAUCCUCUGUGAUUUGAUCCGCAGCAUUAUACCUCAAUCCUUCAAAAAUCCGGAAGAAAUGAGUGCUCCCAUGGAGAUCUCCGUUCAAAAUCCCGCAAGCACCAUCAUCUCAGAAACGAAUGGUGGUGCACUCUUAGCAUCGCCGUCUCCUAUGCUGCCGCACGAGAAAUUUCUGGUUUCCGUUGAAGUCUGCUUGAAGCCAUCUAGCACAGCUCGGCCUGACAAUGUACGGUCGGCCGUUGAACGAAUGCUUGAAAAGAGGUGUUUGAGCUAUGCUGAUGGAUCCAUUCCAGUGCCUAUUGAUGAUCCUUUUCUUGCGGAAAAUGUACAAAGGAUCCAUAUAUGUGACACAGAUGAAUGGGUGAAGAACCAUGAGAUUCUUUUGUUCUGGCAAGUGAAACCUGUCAUUCAUGUCUUUCAGCUUAGUGAGGAAGGACCAUGUGAGGAAUUCAAUGGGGAAGGUCAGCUCUCCAGCUUCAAUGAAUGGAUCCUUCCAGCUAAGGAAUUUGAUGGCAUGUGGGAAAGCUUAAUUUAUGAAUCUGGCCUUAAGCAACGUUUGUUGCGGUAUGCAGCUAGUGCAUUAUUAUUUACUGAAAAGGGAGUUGAUCCUUUCCUUGUGUCUUGGAACCGCAUCGUUCUGUUACAUGGACCUCCAGGGACAGGGAAGACAUCUUUAUGCAGAGCACUUGCUCAAAAACUAUCCAUAAGAUUCAGCUCUAGAUACCCACAGAGCCAAUUGGUUGAAGUUAAUGCCCAUUCUUUGUUUAGUAAAUGGUUCUCUGAGAGUGGGAAGUUGGUUGCAAAGCUUUUUCAGAAAAUUCAAGAAAUGGUGGAGGAAGAAAACAAUCUGGUAUUUGUUUUGAUUGAUGAAGUUGAAAGCCUUGCUGCUGCAAGAAAGGCAGCGUUAUCUGGAUCUGAACCUUCAGAUUCCAUUCGGGUUGUGAACGCACUACUAACCCAGAUGGAUAAAUUGAAGUCAUCACCUAAUGUGAUUGUUUUGACUACAUCUAAUAUUACUUCUGCAAUUGAUAUUGCAUUUGUUGACCGGGCCGAUAUCAAAGCAUAUGUGGGUCCUCCAACUCUUCAAGCUCGAUACGAAAUUUUAAGAUCCUGCUUGCAGGAACUUAUCCGGACAGAAAUCAUAUCCGAUAUCCAGGAUUCUGAAUGUGCCAUGCUUCCAAAUUAUGUUACCUUGAAACAGAUAUUCAACUCAACUGAGAUUCAAGAUGUUCAAACUGCACUGCCCCUGUGCAAGCAACUUCUUAAAGCUGCAGAAGCAUGUGAGGGACUGAGUGGAAGAUCGUUACGAAAACUUCCAUUUUUGGCGCACGCAGCUCUUGCCAACCCCUACUGUUGUGACCCUAGCAAGUUCCUGUCCACAAUGGUAGAAACAGCUAGGAGGGAGCGUUCCGAGCUACCUGACUGACCGAUAUAAACAUUAAAAAAAAAAAAAGAAGUGCUAAAAACCUAAAACAAUAUUCAUUGGUCUCUGUAUAUGAAUCUCUGUAUGCAUAGAUGAUGGAUGAUUAAUCAUAAAAUGAUACGAACAACUGUACCUGAGCUUCUUACCAAGACAGAGGUGCAUCUUUCUACCAUCUAUCUGAGCUACUGUUUGAAUUCUCCGUCCUUUCAGUUGCCGGGUACCAUCUAGUUAGUCGAGAGUUGUGUGCGCAAAAAAAAUGGACACGGAGGGGUUAUCACAUGAGAAAUGAUGCGUGCGGUUAUAUUAGGGGGAUUUAUGUACAAUUAUUUAGUAGGCAAAAUUUUUCAUUU